Chelmon rostratus (copperband butterflyfish) is the source of this 3139-nucleotide messenger RNA. Its product is annotated as 1-phosphatidylinositol 4,5-bisphosphate phosphodiesterase delta-1-like. The coding region runs from base 239 to 2503 and encodes 754 amino acids. Gene Ontology annotation, biological process: lipid metabolic process; phosphatidylinositol-mediated signaling. NCBI's taxonomy places the organism in Eukaryota, Metazoa, Chordata, Actinopteri, Chaetodontiformes, Chaetodontidae. The record is from RefSeq and is a predicted model, not a curated record. The transcript has 15 exons. Gene Ontology annotation, molecular function: calcium ion binding; phosphatidylinositol-4,5-bisphosphate phospholipase C activity.
ACCGGUGUUGGAGCCUGCAGGAGCGCAGCUGACACCAUUCACACUGCCAGGAGAAACCCACCUGUGUCGCCGCCUUUAGGUGUGUUGGCCUCGCACUCGUUUCACCAGUCCCAACCCAAGUUUGCUUCUCAAAGUGCGCACAUGGAAAGAAGGGGCAGCUUUAGAUGAAACGCUGCAUCAAGUGAAACGAGGGAAGACGAGAACUGGCCGCGUGAAGAGGAGACACAGCUCGGGCACGAUGGAAACGAAUGGGAUCGAAAAGAGAAACGGUAUGGACGGCGAUGUGGACCUCCAGUUUCUCCUGAGAGGUGGAGACCUACUCAAGGUCCGCUCCUCGUCCUGGAAGAAAACCCGCUACUUCAAACUCCAGGAGGACUGCAAGACCAUGUGGCACGAAUCGAACAAAAUCUUCAAGUCCACCCAGACCUUUUCUCUUGAUGACAUCUCAGCGGUGCGAAUGGGCCGCCAGUCUGAGGGCUUGAGGAAGAACACAGAGGAGCAGGUGGAGUCCCGCUGCUUCUCCAUCAUUUUCAAGGGCCGCCGCAAGAACCUGGACCUCAUUGCCAGCUCAGACGGGGAGGCCAAGCAGUGGGUCGACGGCCUGCAGAAAUUGGUCUCCAACAUGAACAACCUCAGCGUCCAGCAGAAGACAGAGCAUUGGAUCUUCAGCUGCCUGAACAAGGCAGACAAGAACAAAGAUGAUAAGCUGAGUCAGUCGGAGGUGAAGGACUUCCUGCGCCUGAUCAACAUUGAAGUGGACGACGUUUACGCAGAGAUGCUCUUUCAGAAAUGUGACAAAUCACAGUCUGGAUACCUGGCCGGAGAAGAGAUUGAACAUUUCUAUGACUUGUUGACCCAUCGGGAGGAAAUCGACGUGAUCUACGGAGAGUACGCCAAAUCUGCGGGCUUUAUGAGUCCUGAGAACCUGGUGGACUUCCUGAUGAAAGAACAGAGAGAGAAAGCCACGCUGGCUGACGCGAACAAGAUAAUCGAGAAGUACGAGCCAGAUGAGAACGCCAAGCAGAAAAAGCUGCUGUCCAAAGAUGGCUUCAUCAUGUACAUGCACCAUCCAGAGGCCUUGAUCCUCAAUUCAGAUCACAAAGAUGUGUACCAGGACAUGAGCCAUCCUCUCAGCCACUACUUUAUCUCCUCCUCGCACAACACCUAUCUCAUGGAAGAUCAGCUCAAGGGGCCCAGCAGCACGGAGGCGUAUGUCAGGGCUCUACUGAAAGGUUGCCGCUGUGUGGAGCUGGACUGCUGGGACGGAUCAGAUGAUGAGCCAGUGAUCUACCACGGCUACACACUCACCUCUAAGAUCCUCUUCAAGGACGCGAUCCAAGCCAUCAAGGAGUAUGCCUUCAAGACAUCAGAUUACCCAGUUAUCCUCUCCUUGGAGAACCACUGCAGUGUGGAGCAGCAGAAAGUUAUGGCCCACCACAUGAGCUCCAUCCUGGGCAGUGCACUCAUCACCACCCCCCUGGGAGACAGAAUGCCCACAAACUUCCCAUCUCCAGAGGAUCUAAAGGGGAGGUUCCUGAUCAAAGGGAAGAGGCUAAACAAACUAGAGGCCAGCUUUUCUCCUGAGGCAGCUGCUGAUGACAUGGACGUGACAGAGGAGGAAGAGUCAAAUGAUGAAGAUGAGGAUGAGCAGAAGGAGGAAGAGAAAAGCAAGAAAAAGAAGAAGCUGAAACUGGCCAAAGAGCUGUCCGACAUGGUGAUCUACUGCAAGAGCGUCCACUUUAACGGCUUCGAGGACGCGAGAAACAACCUGAGCUUCUAUGAGAUGUCGUCCUUCAAGGAGGGAAGUGCCAUGAAGCUGGCAGAGGGGUCUGCUAAUGCCUACGUGCGUCAUAACGUGGACAAGCUGAGCCGUAUCUACCCAGCAGGCUCCAGGGCCGACUCGUCCAACUACAACCCAGUGCCUCUAUGGAACGCCGGCUGCCAAAUGGUGGCCUUAAACUUCCAGACCACCUGCCCAGACAUGGACUUAAACCAGGGCAGAUUCCUGGUUAACGGAAAGAGCGGCUACAUCCUGAAACCGGCUUACAUGAGGGACAGAGGCACAGAGUUUGACCCCAUCAUCCUGACCCGAGGAGACUGGCUGAAGCACAAGACGCUCCAUGUCAUGGUUAUAUCAGCCCAGCAGCUCCCCAAAGUGAACAAGAAGAAAUCCUCCAUUGUGGACCCGCUGGUUAAAGUGGAGGUACACGGAGUGCCAGCUGAUGUUGCUGAGAAAGAGACCAAUCAUGUUGACAACAAUGGCUUCAACCCAAUGUGGAAUGAAAACUUUCAGUUUGAUGUGUACGUGCCAGAGCUAGCAUUGGUACGCUUCACCGUCGAAGACCAUGACUCCACGUCCGACAAUGAGUUUGUUGGACAAUACGCACUUCCAUUCAACAGCUUAAAAAUGGGAUACAGACAUGUGCCUCUGCUCAGUAAGAACGGAGACGUUCUCCCCUCAGCUGGUCUCUUUGUACACAUCAUGGUCCUUGAUGCUGAGUGAGACGUCGCUGCCUGGCAUGUGCCUCUGCAGGACACAAGGACUUCCAUUGCACAGCCAUGUUUUAGCUGGUUUUACUUGGAUUUUUUAUUCUCUUUUUUCGGCUCUGUAGUUUUAGUUCAUGAUGAACUUAUUGGCUUAAACCCCAUGGUGAACUGCUGUAAAACAUUCUGAGGGGACAAUAGUGAGUUAAACUAAAGAUCUCCAUCUGCAACUGGAAAUGACUUGUAUUGGGAGGUGGCAAACACUGUACAAACACUGGGUUUGCAAGACUUUAUUGUGCCCCAUAUGAGUUGCAUUACAGGGACUAUUAUACAAGCUGUUUUAAUUGGUUUGUAUGAGUUGCACUAGCGUUUUACCAUGUUCAGUUUGCGAUGGCAUUGGAUUCUUUAAGACUUAAGCAUGUGUCCCUCAUUUCUGGUCAGUUAUUGUAUUGUCUAGUUAAAUCUUUUUACUCAAAUGACAAUUUCAUGAAUUCUGGAGAUACGGAAGCCAACAUACAAACAAUGUGCUUUGUCUUCAUCAGUAAUUUUAGUCAUCGAGUAUGAUCAUUUUUCAUGUGACAUCAUCACGACUACUUCUUGAUCUUUUCAUAAAUCAUGAUGAAGAUAAACGUUUUAAACACCCGUCUCGAUCCUU